Molecule: messenger RNA, 1860 nt
Organism: Salvia miltiorrhiza (redroot sage)
Lineage: Eukaryota; Viridiplantae; Streptophyta; Magnoliopsida; Lamiales; Lamiaceae
Product: F-box/FBD/LRR-repeat protein At5g56420-like
Exons: 5
Coding region: 278-1669 (463 amino acids)
Molecular function (GO): protein binding
Source: RefSeq, a predicted model, not a curated record
AUGUCGAAAGGUAAUUAAGACAAUAGGUGUCGUAAAAAUUUCCAGAUAUUAAGCUUUAAUGUGAUAGUUAUAAUUCUAAUAUUCCGCGAAAAUCUCACUUUUUGGGGAGGAAGAAAAUCGUGAUAAUUUAUAAAACUCACAACCGUGUUUAAUCAGUAAUUUUUCUUAGGUUUGUGUAUCUCCAAAUUUCUUCCAUAUUUCCUCGUGGUGUUUUACUCUCGUCUCAGCUUUGAGAAUCUCAAUAUAGAUUACAAUAGCUGCUGUAUCGGCGGCUUCAAUGAGGAAAAGAGCGCGGCUUACAGAACCUAAGGAGCUGUUUAAUGCGGAUGAUUGCAUCAGUGCAUUGCCGGAUGAUCUUCUGGUUACGAUCUUAUCAUGUUUAACGCUCAAGGAAGCUGCUGUUACUAGUAUUCUGUCAAGGCGAUGGCGGCAUUUAUGGACUAAUGUAGCUGGAUUAGAUUUUGAUGCUAAUGACACAUUGGAUAAUAUUGCUGCUGACCCCAAAUUAAGGAGCUCCGAGAGGCCAAAAUACAUUAAUUGGGUGAACCGUGUAGUGAGACAGCAUAGAGGGCCAACACUGGAUGCUGUUAGGAUUUGUUUCGAUUUGGACAAGAGUUCGAGGAGUGCAAUUGACAAUUGGGUGAAAUUUGCCAUUGCAAAGAGGGUUCAGAGGCUUGAGUUGGACUUGUUGGAAAAUGGGGAGACUCUUCGUCAGCCCACGCGCAACUACACCUUUCCGUAUAAGCCAUUGAGUCAGUCUAAAGGGUCUUCGUUGAAGAAUGUCUAUUCAAAUCUUGCUCUAACGCAGCCCAGCAUGUCGACUGGCUUGAAAUGCCUUAAAGCUCUCUCGCUGAAAUGUGUGAAUGUGAGUGAAGAAGCUCUGGAUUGUUUCUUGUCCACGUGUCUGGUGCUGCAAUAUUUAUCCAUACAUGGCUCUGGGGGUUUAAAGAAUGUGAAGGUUACUGGCUUUGAACUUCCGCUGAAGUACCUAGAGAUAGUCUUUUGUCUGGGAAUAGACACGAUUGAGAUCUCCAACGUAAACCUUGUGUCAUUUAGUUAUUUGGGUCCUGGCAUCGAUUUAAUUAUUAGCAAUGUUCCCAUGCUUGAUGAGAUUUCUAUUGGGGAAGGAUAUUCUGGACUGGAGAACAAUGUCUUUAGACAACUUUCUUGCUGUCUCUAUCAGCUUGAGGUUCUUACAUUGGAUAUAUAUCGUCCUGAGGAAAACAUAAAGAUUUUCGCUUUUCCUGUUUUGCCCAACCUCAAGCAGCUAAUUCUAAAAGUUGGAGCAUGGGAUGAUGAUAGUCUUCUUGAGUUCACUUCCUUGAUAAAGGCAUGCCCUAAUUUGAAUAGAUUUGUACUGCAGUUGAUAUGGAUGUCACCCUCCAAGAGAAGAAGAAAAAUGAGGCGAGCACCCGAAUGUGCCCACGAGCACCUGACAUUGGUAGAGAUUGUGGGGUACUAUGGCCGUACGAGUGAUGCUGAACUUGCCAUGUACUUCCUCGAAAAUGCUGUUGCUCUACAGAAAAUCGUGAUUGAUCCUCACAACCAAAUUCUGGAGAGAUCGCCUCUGGGGAUUGCUCAGAUCAAGAAUGAAGAAUCUGCUCGAAGACGUGCGAGGAAGCAGCUCGAGCCAAAAAAACCUCCUGCAGUCCAAUUAGUAAUCCUAUGAUAUCAAAGAGCGUUGAUGCAACUUGUCUGCUGUUCGAAUUGUACAUAAGGAAGAGAAGUAAGUUACAGAAAGGGAGCGGCUUAAUUAGCAUUGAAUAGAAAGAGAUUUUCCUCCUUAAAACUUUGAAGGUUAGCUCAUCACGCCUCAUACUCAUAUAUAUAGUACAUGUUUACACACAUCUUUUGCUCUUU